GCCGAUACAGAUAAAGUCGGGGAAGAUGGAGCGCCUGUUUGAUAAGUCUGCACAGGGAGCGGAAAGACUGUCUAAGGUUGCAAAACUGAUGAUUUGAAAGAAAGAUACUCCCCGUUUGCAAACGAUAAUGAAGAGCGCGCGAGUGCGAUGAUCGGAGAUUCCCCACCCCGCUCUCUCUGAGCCUUCAUAAAAUCGUCUUGAAUGUCCCGCAGCCUGGACUCUUCUCAACCCGCAAACUCCCCGCGUUUUCCCUCCUUCUCCAUGUUAAAUCGUCUCAAUCAGCUUUCUCGCCAUAUCUCCCGGCCAUUGCUUAGUACCAGCUCUAUCGCUCCGAUCGCCUCGCGAGCCUCAUUCUCCCCCCUAUCCGGCAAACCGUCUUCCAUCAUGACAUCAUCCGUGGUGCCCAAUUCAUCUAAGACCAUCCACACGGCGGCAUGUCUGAUCAUUGGUGAUGAAGUCCUCGGUGGAAAGACCAUCGACACCAAUUCGGCCUUCUUUGCUAAAUAUUGCUUCUCUCUUGGUAUCCAACUCAAGCGGGUGGAAGUCAUUGCCGAUGAUGAGAGCGAGAUCAUUGAGGCCGUGAGGCGGAUGAGCAACAACUACGACUUUGUUGUGACCAGUGGAGGCAUUGGGCCAACCCACGAUGACAUUACCUACGAAUCGAUAGCCAAGGCCUUCGACCUGCCACUCAAACUUCACACACUUGCCUUCGAGCGUAUGAAGAGACUCUCCAAGCCUCACCCCAUGCAGCCUCACUUCGACUGGGAUACCCCAUCCCCCGGCCUCACCGCAAAGCUUCGGAUGGUCUACCUCCCGCACGACGAGAAGCUCCCCGCGGAAUCACAAGCCCUCUUCGUUGCAGACGACAUGUGGGUGCCCAUCGCCGUCGUCAACGGUAACGUGCAUGUCCUCCCCGGCGUGCCUCGCUUGUUCGAGCGCCUCCUCGAGCACCUCAAGCCCAUUCUGCUGCCACGGUUGGUCAACCCGGAGGGCAAAGGUAUCUACCGCUACCUCUUCAGCACCCCGCUCCCUGAGAGUGCCGUCGCGCCGUACCUGACGGACCUUGCGGCCCGGGCCAGUGUGCACGGCGUCAAAGUCGGCAGCUACCCUCGUUGGGGUAACAAGCGCAACACCGUCACUCUGGUCGGAACUGACAAGGCCUUCAUGGACUCGGUGAUUGCGGAGGUGGAGGAGAACGUCCAGGGCAAGAAGGUGUCUCGGGAGGAUGAGCUGGACCCUCCGUCUGAGUCGGAGUAAAGGUACUACAGGCUACAUUCACAGGAUGACAUUUGCGUGUACAAUCUUUGGCUGAUAGAUAAAUUCUGCAUAUGUGGCAAAUAACAUUGGACUGGUUCCUAGAAAGGAAAAAAGUGAUUGACCUUGAUGGUAAUAAUAUAAUGAAUAGAUGUCAAAGUAUAGGAUCCAUCUCACUUUGCUAGACUCGCGUGAGCUAUCCUUCUCUGAACAUCUCUCAGCAUUGGCCUGGCGACAUCCAGGCAUAGCAACUGCUCCGAUAUUAGCGGAAUACCAUACCGUCGCCUAGUGCAAUUGCAGCAUUUCCGACGAAAUGAACAUUCAAUCAACAUCUAACUCUUAGCAUUCCGGACUAAAAACAUCUGCAUUGCUCUUGGAAUGGUAACUUGACAGCCGCUUUGCGAUCACACCUCGAGGAAUAAUGCGUAAAACAACGCAUGCCGCCCCACGGAGGACCAGCACCAACCAGCACGGAGACAGCACUCAUU
This is a messenger RNA of Aspergillus novofumigatus IBT 16806, 1742 nucleotides long. Its product is annotated as flavin adenine dinucleotide pyrophosphatase. The record is from RefSeq and is a predicted model, not a curated record. NCBI's taxonomy places the organism in Eukaryota, Fungi, Ascomycota, Eurotiomycetes, Eurotiales, Aspergillaceae. The transcript is spliced from 3 exons. Bases 385 to 1257 code for a protein of 290 amino acids.